CGCAGACGGACGGUCCGUCUAACCUGGUGUGGACGAGCACUAACCCGAAAAAUACACUUAACGUAUCCGUAAACUAGUCGGAAGAAAAAUAUCGCGGCCCUCAACUCUGUAGCGUUGGCCUCAACGGAAUUAGAGUUUAAACAAUGGAUCUCGGCGACUUUGAGCAAGAUAACUCAGUCAGCUGUCGGCUGACUUCUGAAAUACCUGACAUCUGCAAGACAGAGGACUGCUGUUUGGGCAUCGACGAAGCAGGGAGGGGGCCUGUGUUGGGGCCGAUGGUCUAUGGAAUUUGUUACUGUCCAGUUUCCAAAAAGGAGGAGUUAAAGAACUUAAAAGUGGCAGAUUCAAAGACUCUGUCGGAGACGGAAAGAGAGAGACUCUUUAAAAAAUUAGAUGAAACUAAAAGCUUUGUUGGUUGGGCUCUCCAGAUUCUUUCACCCAACACCAUCUCUACCAGCAUGUUACAAAGGUCAAAGUAUAACCUGAAUGCCCUUUCACAUGAUGCAGCAAUAGGUCUGGUACAGUAUGCCUUGGACAGUGGGGUUCAGGUCAAAGAGCUGUAUGUGGACACAGUGGGUCCAGCAGAUAAAUAUGAGGACAAGCUCUCAAAGCGGUUCCCUGGCAUAGAGGUGACCGUUAGGCCAAAGGCAGACUCCCUCUUCCCAGUUGUCAGCGCUGCCAGUAUCUGUGCCAAGGUGGCCAGGGAUCAUUCAGUGAAAGACUGGAAAUUUCCCGAGAAUUUGGAAGAAGUUGAGUUGGACUAUGGCUCUGGAUACCCUAACGACCCCAAAACUAAAGCAUGGCUGCUGAAGUACCUGGACCCUGUAUUUGGGUACCCUCAGUUUGUGCGCUUCAGCUGGAGCACAGCACAGACGCUGAUGGAUGACAACGCUGUCGCUGUCCACUGGGAUGAUGAUGAUGAUGAAGAGGAUGGGGAGAAGGCAGCGGUCCGCCAAAACAACACAUCCAUGUUAUCCUAUUUCAGUCGGGCAGCAGCAGGGAAUGACCAUAGGCCCAACCAUCAGGCCCACCGUUACUUCACGGAGAGGAGGCUGCAGAGUCUGGACAUACUCUGAGACAUGCACACACACAAAGUACUUUCAUGAACUCUUAACGAUGCCUGCAACAGUGCAUAAUUACAUACUGCCGAAAUCUGAGUUUUAGCCACAGAUUUGGAUUAUGCAUGUAGAUGAAAUGUUUAAUAGGCGAGCUAUAUGUAGAACCAGUCUAAUGCCGAAACGUUAUAUUGAUUCAUUUGUCUCUUCGAAGAUUUCGUUUGCAUAUUUAUAUAAAAGA
Molecule: messenger RNA, 1296 nt
Organism: Lampris incognitus (smalleye Pacific opah)
Lineage: Eukaryota; Metazoa; Chordata; Actinopteri; Lampriformes; Lampridae
Gene: rnaseh2a
Product: ribonuclease H2, subunit A
Exons: 9
Coding region: 144-1076 (310 amino acids)
Biological process (GO): mismatch repair; DNA replication, removal of RNA primer
Cellular component (GO): ribonuclease H2 complex
Molecular function (GO): RNA binding; RNA-DNA hybrid ribonuclease activity
Source: RefSeq, a predicted model, not a curated record